AUGGUGCAAGGCGCACUCCAGCAAUUUCUUGAGUCGAGUAUGACCGGCCAAACCGAAGAGCCGUUCUGGCGUCUCUUUUUCAGGCUGGACCUUGCUGUCGCUACUGUUCUUGGUUGCUCGCCUUUGGUCGGCUCCCGCCACUGGGACCGCGUGAGCGGGUUUUCGCCCGCAGCAGGAGAAGGAGAGAUCUCCACGCCUCUUCAGCUGCUGGCAAGCGCUUUUUCCUUAUCGAAUGCAGCUCUGGAGACCGCCCAGCCCGCAGGCGCCUUAUGGGCUGAAGUAUGGACUGCAUUGCAGCUAUGGCAUCGGCGGCGUGCAGAGCACAUGCUACCAAUCGUCAGCUGCGGCACCGUUGAGGCCGGCCAGAUUGAUCUCAGCUCGGCGUCACUGCCGAUCGAGCUUUAUUCCAGCGCGCAAGCCCUUCUCUCGAACGCAACAUAUCACUUCGCAUCACUCAUUCUACUGUCCUCGCGACCACGGCUUGUCAAGCCUCCACCAUCCGGCUCUCGACAGGCACUCUCAGUGAGCUGGCACAUGCAGUCCAUCGUGGGCAUGGCUACGCAGAACGCGUUCGAGACGUCGCAGUGGGACCCGAUCUUGAUUGCAGCUCUAAUAUACGUCUCUCCGCGUUUGACGCAUCACUCCCAAAGAGAAGUGCUGCAAAGCUGUCUCACAAGAGCAGAGAAGGCUACCGGAUUGUACGCGUUGACGGCCGAAGGCAGGACUUGA
Messenger RNA from Cyphellophora attinorum, 729 nucleotides. RefSeq lists its product as uncharacterized. The coding region runs from base 1 to 729 and encodes 242 amino acids. The record is from RefSeq and is a predicted model, not a curated record. The transcript has 2 exons. NCBI's taxonomy places the organism in Eukaryota, Fungi, Ascomycota, Eurotiomycetes, Chaetothyriales, Cyphellophoraceae.